Nematostella vectensis (starlet sea anemone) is the source of this 1772-nucleotide messenger RNA. RefSeq names its product lactadherin. NCBI's taxonomy places the organism in Eukaryota, Metazoa, Cnidaria, Anthozoa, Actiniaria, Edwardsiidae. Bases 44 to 1429 code for a protein of 461 amino acids. The record is from RefSeq and is a predicted model, not a curated record. The transcript is spliced from 10 exons.
GGUCGGGCUUAAAACUGGGCAAAUUCAAGACAGCCAGAUAACGAUGACGUCACUGCCCUCUAACACGUCAGCGUACAAGGCCAGGCUAUACAGGGGAUCUGGGUGGAGUCCAAUAACUUUUCUUGAGGUCCAAGACACUCUUAUACUCCUGUCAUCGAACUAUGUACAGAUAGACCUGAAGGCAGUGUGGAAUGUAUUAAUGGCAGCGGUUACCGGAGUGCCAAGGGAAAGUCCAAUUCCCUUUAGUACAAUAGCGAUGUCCUUUAGCAUGGAGGGAUUUGAGUGGAAAACAAGGGUGGACCCCCACAGACAGCAGAUUAUUCCUGAAAUCAACAAAGAACAAGUAACGGUUGCCAUGGCAUUGAUGAGUGUCGAGAGGGCUCGCUAUGUACGGAUUAAUAUACCCCCGUAUAGACGUACGGACGGCGCUAGCAUGGCUUUCACUGUUGAGAUAUUUGCCUGCGGUGCAUCAACAGUUAUCAGUGGAGGACCUGUUGCAGUAGGUGUGGCAUCUCGCUUAGCCAUUCCAGACUCGCACUUGACCUCUCCGUCCAGCAUCGAUGCUCUGCAUGGCCCGGAACACGCCAGACUCGACACAAAAGUCGCCGGUGGGGGGUGGUGUGCGGUGACAUGUGACCCGACAGCUUUUCUCCAGAUCGACCUUGGAAAAUCAUGGGAAAUAACUAUGGUUGAAGUACAAGGAAAACACACUACUACGGGACAUCUUUCUGGUGUCCAAUCUUUUACCCUCUCGAGCAGUGUGGACGGUGCAGCCUGGGUACCAGUACAACAAGACGGGGCUGUUAAGGUGUUUAUUGGUAACUUUGUGGAAAACAUGUCAACAAAGCAUAAGCUGAACCAGCCAUUCACGGCCAGAUACGUCCGGUUUGAGCCCAGGACCUGUAGUGAGAAUGCGUGCCUGCGCGUUGAGCUGUACGGCCACACAGUUGGAGAAACUGAAACUCCGAACGUCUUUGAAAGAUCAAUGCUUCUGAACAAGGGAUCUGGUGAAUUGUUUGUUUGUUUAACUGAAGUUCCAAGAAAUAAGCCACAUUGUCACGUGACCAAAGACAGAGGCUCCAGCUGGACAUCAUUAUCUUCUCAAAUAAUGAACAUUGUCGCGUUCGACAAAGAUGAUAAGAGCCUGUACGGUCUUUCAAAGAAUAUGACACACACGAGAAGCAAGGACGGCAUCAACUGGGCAUCGGUGACGAACCGGAAGUGGAAAGCAAUCAGAAAUAGACCAUCUCUGACCACAGCACGCGAAAUCCCCUUUAUACCGCUGACCAACGCACUUGAGCCCAUAGUGCAGCUAAAAAGUUACGCGGGCGAUACGUGGAUUGCCAAUCAGAUAGGAGUGUACCACAAGCCACCCGGGGGAGUAGCACAGAUGAAGGCGUCUUUUCUACCACACCCUGCAAAUCGUUAGUACAUACAUCAUACGUACGUCACAAGGCGUGUCUUUUCUACCACACCCUGCAAAUCGUAAGUACAUACAUGAUACGUACGUCACAAGGCGUGUCUUUUCUACCACACCCUGCUAAACGUAAGUACAUACAUCAUACGUACGUCACAAGGCGCGUCUUUUCUACCACACCCUGCUAAACGUAAGUACAUACAUCAUACGUAGGUCACAAGGCGUGUCUUUUCUACCACACCCUGCUAAACGUAAGUACAUACAUCAUACGUACGUCACAAGGCGCGUCUUUUCUACCACACCCUGCUAAACGUAAGUACAUACAUCAUACGUCACAAGGCGCGUCUUUUCUACC